AUGACGGCGCCCUGGGCGGCCCUCGCCCUCCUCUGGGGAUCGCUGUGCGCGGGCUCCGGGCGCGGGGAGGCCGAGACGCGGGAGUGCGUCUACUACAACGCCAACUGGGAGCUGGAGCGCACCAACCAGAGCGGCCUGGAGCGCUGCGAGGGCGAGCAGGACAAGCGGCUGCACUGCUACGCCUCCUGGCGCAACAGCUCGGGCACCGUCGAGCUGGUCAAGAAGGGCUGCUGGCUGGACGACUUCAACUGCUACGACAGGCAGGAGUGUGUGGCCACCGAGGAGAACCCCCAGGUGUACUUCUGCUGCUGUGAAGGCAACUUCUGCAACGAGCGCUUCACCCACUUGCCGGAGGCCGGGGGCCCGGAAGUCACGUACGAGCCACCCCCGACAGCCCCCACCCUGCUCACGGUGCUGGCCUACUCGCUGCUGCCUCUCGGGGGCCUCUCCCUCAUCGUCCUGCUGGCCUUCUGGAUGUACCGGCAUCGCAAAGCCCCCUACGGCCACGUGGACAUCCACGAGGACCCUGGACCUCCACCCCCAUCCCCUCUGGUGGGCCUGAAGCCACUGCAGCUGCUGGAGAUCAAGGCUCGGGGGCGCUUCGGCUGCGUCUGGAAGGCACAGCUCAUGAAUGACUUUGUGGCUGUCAAGAUCUUCCCGCUCCAGGACAAGCAGUCAUGGCAGAGUGAGCGGGAGAUCUUCAGCACGCCCGGCAUGAAGCACGAGAACCUGCUGCAGUUCAUCGCUGCCGAAAAGCGCGGCUCCAACCUGGAGGUGGAGCUGUGGCUCAUCACGGCCUUCCACGACAAGGGCUCCCUCACGGAUUACCUCAAGGGGAACAUCAUCACGUGGAAUGAACUGUGUCACGUGGCAGAGACAAUGUCAAGAGGUCUCUCGUACCUGCAUGAAGACGUGCCCUGGUGCCGUGGUGAGGGCCACAAGCCGUCUAUCGCCCACAGGGACUUUAAAAGCAAGAAUGUGCUGCUGAAGAGUGACCUCACGGCCGUGCUGGCUGACUUUGGCCUGGCUGUUCGGUUUGAGCCCGGGAAACCUCCAGGGGACACCCAUGGGCAGGUGGGCACACGGCGAUACAUGGCCCCUGAGGUGCUUGAGGGGGCCAUCAACUUCCAGAGGGACGCCUUCCUGCGCAUCGACAUGUACGCCAUGGGGCUGGUGCUGUGGGAGCUCGUGUCCCGCUGCAAAGCUGCCGAUGGACCGGUGGACGAGUACAUGCUGCCCUUUGAGGAGGAGAUCGGCCAGCACCCCUCACUGGAGGAGCUGCAGGAGGUGGUUGUGCACAAGAAGAUGCGGCCUGCCAUUAAGGAUCACUGGCUGAAGCAUCCGGGCCUGGCCCAGCUCUGCGUGACCAUCGAGGAGUGCUGGGACCACGACGCAGAGGCUCGCCUGUCUGCGGGCUGCGUGGAGGAGCGGGUGUCCCUGAUCCGGAGGUCGGUCAACGGCAUCACCUCGGACUGUCUGGUCUCCCUGGUGACCUCCGUCACCAAUGUGGACCUGCCCCCUAAAGAGUCAAGCAUCUAAGCCCAGGACACGAGGG
Molossus molossus (Pallas's mastiff bat) is the source of this 1555-nucleotide messenger RNA. It is a transcript of the gene ACVR2B, whose product is annotated as activin A receptor type 2B. The coding region runs from base 1 to 1539 and encodes 512 amino acids. Lineage: Eukaryota; Metazoa; Chordata; Mammalia; Chiroptera; Molossidae. The transcript has 11 exons. Gene Ontology annotation, cellular component: activin receptor complex; plasma membrane. Gene Ontology annotation, molecular function: activin receptor activity; activin binding; ATP binding. Gene Ontology annotation, biological process: protein phosphorylation; activin receptor signaling pathway; cellular response to growth factor stimulus. The record is from RefSeq and is a predicted model, not a curated record.